GACAGCAAGUCAGGGUUAUAUCACAGACUUAGACAUCACCUCUACCGGGAAAUUAUUCUUCUAUUAUGUCUUGUGCUGUUAUACGCUGCUGAGGAAACGCCAGUCUCUGUGUGUUGGUAAAGACUGUCAGCAUAUUCAGCUUUAAAAGACCCGUCAGACCAUGAACUACGUGGGCCAGUUGGCGGGCCAGGUGUUUGUCCAGGUCAAAGAGCUGUACCGAGGCCUCAAUCCUGCCACCCUUUCUGGCUGCAUUGAUGUCAUUGUAGUGAGACAGCCCGAUGGCUCCCUGCAGUGCUCGCCCUUCCAUGUUCGCUUCGGCAAGAUGGGCGUCCUCCGGUCCCGAGAGAAAGUGGUGGACAUGGAGAUCAAUGGAGAGCCAGUGGAUCUACAUAUGAAGCUCGGGGACAAUGGAGAGGCAUUCUUUGUGAAAGAAACAGAAAACGAUCAGGAAGUGGUUCCCUCCUACCUGGCCACCUCUCCGAUCCUGUCAGACGGGGCCGCUCUGAUGAGCUCUUGUCUGAUGGGGAAGAGCUCUGGGCCACCCAUACAGACCCUGGGCUCAACGGGGAGCAACGGAGAGACCGGCGGCGGAAUGUUGAAGAAGAGGAGGAAGAGGAGGAGGAAGGCUCGGGCGGACAGCGUGAGGAGGGAGGAGAGCGGGGACUACUCCGAAGACGAAGACAUGUUCACCAUAGACAUCAGCUCCGAUGAAGGGACGGAGAUGGAGAGCAGCAACAGGUCUUCAUCUCGGGAUGUCUUAAGAGAAGAGACAACGGUUGGUUCAACUAGUGGUUCUUACAAACAGGCUGGCAUCUACACCCGUUCAGAUGGAGAGUGGAGUCCCAUCCAGAGCCCCGGACACUCUCGUCCCACCUCUCCCAAGAGUGACUCUGAACUGAUGACCAAGCCGUCAGACACAGACAACCAGAAUCCGGCCAUGCACUGGGCGUGGGGGGAGCUGCCACAGGCUGCCACGCCGUCCUUCCUCCCAGUAAAAUCUGACUCUCCACCAGUGUGCCCUGUAUCCAUCCCCGUGUCUGAAAGCACACAUUUCCGUGUGAUUACUCAUGAGACGUCUUCAGAACAGUGCGGACCCUGUUCUGAAAUAUCAGCACUCAGACUGCUGAUGUCAGACGACACCAUAGUCACAGGAGAAACGGUCGUCACAGUCGGGAUGGAGUCUGCGAGGAUGGAGUCCCAGACAAUAACCUCAGAGACACAGGUUACAGCAGCGGGAAGAAUGGCGGCUCGUAUGAUGGCCGACAUGGAGGAGACAAUGUCGCGUCCACUUGGCAAGACUGACUCUCCAUCCAAGAGAAAAGACAAGAGAAGUCGCCAUCUUGGUUCUGAUGGGAUUUACCUGGAUGACAUCACAGAGCUCGAGCCUGAAGUGGCAGCCCUUUAUUUCCCUAAGAGCGAUGGCGGCGCAGCGGUGAGGAGCAUCUCGGACCCGGGCCUCCACAGCACCAGCCUGUCCCCGCAGUCGGUCAGCUCAGGAGGAGACAGCGGAGUGGACAGCUACUGUGACCCCAUGUCUGACUUGCCGUCUAUCGCCAUCUCUCUGUGCGGGGGACUCAAUGACAACAGGGAGAUCACUAAAGAGCAGUUCCAUGAGAAGAUCAUCUCCUACCAGCAGUUCUCAGAGAACCCCUCCAUCAUCGAUGACCCCAACUUAGUUGUAAAAAUCGGCUCCAAGUACUAUAAUUGGAGCACUGCGGCUCCUCUUAUGCUGGCUAUGCAAGCCUUUCAGAAACCUCUGCCAAAGGCUGCAGUGGAAAACAUCAUGAAGGAGAAAAUGCCAAAGAAAGGAGGGAGGUGGUGGUUCUCCUGGAGAGGCAGAAACAACAGCACCAAAUCGGUUUCAGUCUCUGAGUGUGGGGCCUGUGGCUCUGCUGAGCAAGAUGGGAAAAUGUCAAGCAGGCAUAAGGAAGAAUCGUCCUCAAGUGAUGAAGACCACAGAGCAGCCAACCAGAGCUCUCCCACCGUCCAAUCAGAGCCUGGGCUCGUAUCAGGAGGCGUGUCUUAUAAGAAAACACUACGACUGACAUCAGAGCAGCUGAUGUCCCUCCAGCUGCAGGAUGGUCCUAACGAUGUUGUGUUCAGUGUGACCACUCAGUACCAGGGAACUUGUCGCUGUCAGGGAACCAUUUACCUCUGGAAUUGGGACGACAAGAUAAUAAUCUCAGACAUAGAUGGAACCAUCACCAGGUCGGACACAUUGGGACAUAUCCUGCCCACGCUGGGGAAAGACUGGACCCACCAGGGCAUUGCACACCUCUACCACAAAGUCAGCCAAAAUGGUUACAAAUUCCUGUACUGCUCAGCUCGAGCUAUCGGCAUGGCCGACAUGACCAGAGGAUACCUCCACUGGGUGAAUGAGAGAGGAACCAUGCUUCCAAUGGGCCCCGUCCUCCUGAGCCCCAGCAGCCUCUUCUCAGCUCUGCACAGGGAGGUGAUUGAGAAGAAACCAGAGAAGUUCAAGGUGGAGUGUCUCACUGAUAUCAAGAACCUCUUCUACCCCAACACACAGCCUUUCUAUGCAGCGUUUGGCAACAGACCAACGGAUGUAUACUCCUAUAAAGAAGUAGGAGUGCCACUGAACAGGAUUUUUACAGUUAACCCCAAAGGCGAGCUGGUGCAGGAGCACGCCAAGACCAACAUCUCAUCCUAUGCACGUCUGGGUGAGGUGGUGGACCACGUGUUCCCCCUGAAGAUGCGAGCCUCCUCCUCAGACUUCCCCUGCUCAGACACCUACAGCCACUUCACAUACUGGAGGGAGCAGCUCCCCCGAGUGGACCAUCAGGGAACUACACCUCCGCAGACUCCCAGCCCCAGCAGCUGACUGGCUGUGGCCUGCUGAGCGACUCCUAGCGGGCGCAGCAGCGACUGACAGUGCGCUUGAGAUGUAGCAGUCAUUUGGACAGUGACGGUUUCAUGUGUGUGAUAUGAAUUUGUAGGUUUUUGUAAUAGAUGGAGCACUUUUUUUUUUUUGUGCAUAGUAGAGCAUUAACCUAGUGCUGCUGUGAAUAGUCUUAUAACGCACAACAUGGAUGUAAGCGCACUUUUAUCAGAGGAAGGCCUCGGUGGUCAUCUGACUAGAUGUAUGUAUAUAAGAAAUGUAAUUUAUUCAGGCAGCUUAGCACAUAUGUUAUUUUGGAGUGAGUGUUGACAUUAUUCCAGCAGCUGGACUUUAUAUUUAUGCACUCAGUUUCAUACUAUAUUUAACAAACAGUGUCUAUGGCAUCUGUUUAGAAGCGCUUCAUACAGAACACAACCAUACUGUGCAUACUUCAGAAAGCAAGUUACUUCAACUUGUGCCAAAUGUAGAAUUUAUUUUCUUACUCGGAACUGUUUUCUGUUAAGACUGUUAUAGCUCGUCAAUCAGCAAAUAAGUACAUGCAGGCUGGUUUUCGGUUAUAGCAACAUAUGUGUUAUUAUGUUUGAAAGAGAUCAGUCUACUCUGUAUUGAUUAUUUAGUACAUUUAGUUAAACAUGUUACAGAGCACAAUGAAUGAAUGAAUGAGCAUCUAUGUAGCUUUAUUAGCUAAAAGGUCUGUUACAAAGAGUUUAAAUGAGUAUUUAUUAUUGAGAGAAAGAAGAGAAAUUAAAGCACAACCUUUAUAAAAGUCAUAACCAUCAGUUUUCUCUAAAAAUCAAAAGCUAUCUGUAUCCGUGAGAAGAUUUGCUGAAUCAUUUUGUUUUUCUAUGCAAGUCACAGUGUGUAUGUGUUUGGAUCAGAAUUUCGUUUCUGUGGUGGCCUUUGUGAAAUGUCUUUUAAUUUAUUGAAAAUCUACACAGAAACACAUCAUGUGACUGUUAAUGUGUUCCACUCUCUAAGAUUAUACUUUGUUACUUCCAUUCCUUGUGGAAUAUCACUUAAAACUCUACUCUGAAAAUCCACAUCGGACUGGACACAUCUUAGAGAGUAUAAAAGUGAAUGUCUGACCUUUUUCUAAGUUACAGACAUUUAAAUCCUUUUUUUCUCACAAUACCACAGACAAUAUGAGGUCAUUAAUGUGAGCUGCUAUCAUGUGACCCGUAUCAUUGGCUUUGUUGUGAAUAAAAACACCUGAAUAUUAUCAUAACGUUACGGUAGGUGUGUAUAAGCCUAUAGUUUAUGAGUGGGUGUGUAUAUAAUGCUUUAACAUUGUUAUUAUUCUUUCCAUGAAAGAGCUAAAACGGCCUGAAAGUGUUUUAUUUUUGCCUUAACUGUGAACAUGAUCAAUAAUUUGCUCAUUGACUCCCUCCAUGGCCUCUGUUGACCAGCUCACUGUUAAACUGGUGUAAUCAAACUCAAUAAAAAUGCCUUGGU
This is a messenger RNA of Seriola dumerili (greater amberjack), 4312 nucleotides long. Its product is annotated as lipin 1. Bases 161 to 2842 code for a protein of 893 amino acids. Gene Ontology annotation, cellular component: mitochondrial outer membrane; nucleus. Gene Ontology annotation, biological process: triglyceride biosynthetic process; positive regulation of transcription by RNA polymerase II; cellular response to insulin stimulus. The transcript is spliced from 20 exons. The record is from RefSeq and is a predicted model, not a curated record. NCBI's taxonomy places the organism in Eukaryota, Metazoa, Chordata, Actinopteri, Carangiformes, Carangidae. Gene Ontology annotation, molecular function: phosphatidate phosphatase activity; transcription coactivator activity.